Messenger RNA from Calypte anna (Anna's hummingbird), 3471 nucleotides. Its product is annotated as multiple epidermal growth factor-like domains protein 6. The coding region runs from base 1 to 3471 and encodes 1156 amino acids. The record is from RefSeq and is a predicted model, not a curated record. The transcript is spliced from 27 exons. Gene Ontology annotation, molecular function: calcium ion binding. NCBI's taxonomy places the organism in Eukaryota, Metazoa, Chordata, Aves, Apodiformes, Trochilidae.
AUGUCGGCGUGCCCGGGCCCGGGGAUGCUCUGGUUCUGGCUGUGCUGGGCACUGGCGGUCCGGGCGGCGGAGCGGCUGCAGCGGGGGAUGAAUGAGAAGCUGUGGAGCUGCUCUAGCCUGCAGCUGGAGCUGAUGGACUGCAGCUUACCUGGUGUAGAAGCUGGGGAGACAAGUCCCACCAUUGCUCUUCUUAUAUCAGGGUCCUUAGCUGUGUGUCUCAAACUUUCUCACCUUGUCACAUCAGAAUCAUAUGUGAUUGUCCUCAAAAAGCUGGAUGUGAAUGAGUGCACCACGGAGAACGGUGGCUGUCAGAACCAGUGCUGUAAUACCAUUGGCAGCUACCACUGCAAAUGUCCAGUGGGCCAGAAACUGGAGGAAGAUGGAAAAUCAUGUGGAGAUGUGGAUGAGUGCACAGUGGUGAAUGGUGGCUGCCAGCAAGUCUGUGUCAACAUUCCUGGCUCCUUCCACUGCCAGUGCCAGGCAGGAUACAGGCUCCAUGCUGAUGGACGCACCUGCAUAGCUGUCAAUCCCUGCAGUGUUAACAAUGGGGGCUGUGAGCAGGAGUGUGUUCAGCUUGGUGAAGACCAAUACAAGUGCCAGUGCCAGCCAGGCUACCAGCUGAAGAGGGAUGCCAAAUCCUGUGAAGACAUUGAUGAGUGUGCAGAAGGGAGAGCCAGGUGUGCUCAUCGCUGUGUGAACACUCUGGGAUCCUUCACCUGUGUCUGUAAUCCUGGUUUUGAGCUGGGGGCUGAUGGAAAGCAGUGCUACCGCAUCGAGAUGGAAAUUGUCAACAGCUGCCAGGACAGCAACGGUGGCUGCUCUCACCGCUGCCAGCACACGGCGGCGGGGCCGCGCUGCUCCUGCCCCGACGGCUAUCGCCUCGAUUUGGAUGGCAAAACGUGUGCAGAGCUGGACGAGUGUGAGACUGGGGAUUCCUGCUGCUCCCAGUUCUGCAUCAACUACGCGGGUGGCUACGACUGCGCCUGCAGAGCGGGGUUCCAGCUCAACGCUGAUGGCUGUGCCUGUGAUGAUGUGGAUGAAUGUCUUGUUGAGAAUGGCAACUGUGACCAUUUCUGUGUGAAUUCUCUGGGGUCAUAUGAAUGUGCAUGUAAGGAGGGUUACAGGCUUGGUGUUAACAGACAGUCCUGCAUCAGUGGAGAGGAGGCGGAUGCAGAAGAGGCAGCGGGGUUUGCUGGGGCUCCAGGGCUGCAGUUCAGAGGUCCCCCCCAGCUCCUUCACUAUGCUCUUGGUUCCCUCUAUGAGGAUGAAGACUCUCGAGGAGAACUCACUCUGGUGCACAGGGUCGUUUGCCUGGAUAACACUUUUGGCAACGACUGCAGCCUGAGCUGUAAGGACUGUCUGAAUGGUGGCAGCUGUAACCAAGAAGGCAGUGGCUGUGUGUGCUCACCUGGGUGGACUGGCAUUAUCUGUAAUGAGACUUGUUCCCCUGGGACCUACGGCAGAGCCUGCGCCAGCGUUUGCCAGUGCCAGAACGGAGGCUCCUGCGAGCCGGUGUCAGGGCAGUGCCUCUGCCCCCCUGGAGUGCAGGGACAGCUCUGCCAGGAUGGUUGCCCAAAAGGCUUUUUUGGGAAGAACUGUAACAAACCAUGCAACUGUGCCAACAAUGGCUACUGCCACAGACUGUAUGGAGCCUGCCUCUGCGACCCCGGGCUCUACGGCCGCUUCUGCCACCUUGCCUGUCCCAGGUGGGCCUUUGGAGCUGGCUGCUCAGAGGAGUGUCAGUGUGUGAAAAAGAACACACUGGAAUGCAGCUCAAGGAAUGGGACCUGCACCUGCAAGCCUGGUUAUCAUGGCAAAAAGUGUCAGAAAGGCAGAGGUGCAGCUGUGGAGGAGCACCAUGCAAUCCAGAGACAGGGCAGUGUAUUUGCCCAGCUGGGAAGACUGGUGCUACGUGUGAGCAAGAUUGCCCAGCUGGUUGGUGGGGACCAGACUGCCAGUCCUCCUGUGAGCCCUGUGCCAACGGGGGCCAAUGCAACAGAGAAACUGGAGCCUGUGACUGCCCCCCUGGCUACACUGGGGCAUCCUGCUCUGUGUCCUGCCCUGAUGGUUAUUAUGGACAAAACUGCCUGCUGUCCUGCAGCUGUAGCAGCAGUGCUCAGUGCCACCACGUCACCGGAGAGUGCUCGUGUCCCCCAGGCUGGACUGGCCCUGACUGCAAACACCGUAAGUGAAAAGCAUGUUUGCUCCACAGGGAAAUCUCCCAGAGACUUGACCUGCAAAUCCUGCAGGAGUGGCCACUGGGGACAGAGCUGUGAAAACACCUGUGGCUGCAACAACAGCGAUGGGAGCUGUGAUCCCAUCACAGGCACCUGCUUCUGUGAGCCAGGAUUCACUGGGAAACACUGUGAACAGACUUGUCCAGAUGGAUUCUUUGGGCUCGACUGCCACCAGGUGUGCAAGUGCAAGAAUGCUGCUGGCUGUGACCACGUCCUGGGAACGUGCCACUGCCUCCCUGGCUGGCUGGGAGAGACCUGUGAGCAGGCCUGUCCUCCUGGUUGGUUUGGUGCAAACUGUGCACAGAAAUGUGUCUGUCACAGCCAGGCAACCUGUGACCAGGUGACAGGCGAGUGCCGGUGUCCCCAGGGUUGGACAGGGAUAGCAUGUGAGCUGGUCUGCCCCCCAGGAUUUUUUGGCAAGCAGUGCGAGGAGCAAUGUGACUGCGUGCACAGCUUGUCCUGCCACCAUCAGACUGGAGCAUGUCACUGUGAAAAGGGAUGGAGAGGGAGGCAGUGUGACAAACCUUGCUUGCCCGGCCGCUACGGCGUGGGCUGUGCCCAGCGGUGCCGCUGUCCCACGGGUACCCCCUGCCAUCACCUGACAGGAGAGUGCAGCUGUCCUCCAGGAUUCACUGGCCAUGGCUGUGAGAAAACUUGUCCACUGGGCACGUAUGGUAAGAACUGUAACCAAGUCUGUCAGUGCUCUGCUGAGAAUGAGGAAUGUCACCCGGUGACCGGCGAGUGCCUGUGCCGCCCGGGCUACCACGGGACCCACUGCCACCUCCCUUGCCCUGAAGACCGAUAUGGGAAGGACUGCUCCCUGUUCUGUGCAUGCGGUAAAGGUCGGUGUGACCCACAGACUGGCAAGUGUACCUGUCCUCCUGGCCAAAUGGGACCCGGCUGUCAGCAAGUGUGUCCCCAGGGACGAUAUGGCCCCAGCUGCCAACUGACAUGUACCUGUCAGAAUGGUGGCAUCUGUGACCACGUGGAUGGCAACUGCACCUGUGGGCUCGGCUGGACAGGGAGAUCAUCAGAAUGUCUCCCAGGAAAGUAUGGGUCUGGCUGCAGCUUGGACUGCUCCUGCCAGCACAACGGCACCUGCGACAGGUUCACGGGCUGCUGCCGGUGCCCCGAGGGCUACUACGGCCACUCCUGUCAGCACAGGAACGUAGCUGAGAAUACAGAGGAUUUUAAAGGGACGUAUGUUUUUGCUUCGGGAACCUUCCUCAACUGA